AUGUCCAGCAGAUGCUUGCUCCAGCUCCUGGGCUUCUGGCUAUUGAUGAGCCAGCCUUGCAGGGCGCGAGUCUCCGAGGAGUGGAUGGACCGAGUCAUUCGGAUGUGCGGCCGUGAUUAUGCCCGUGAAUUUAUCGAAAUCUGCGGGGCCUCCGUGGGAAGAUUGGCUUUGAGCCAGGAGGAGCCAGCUCCACUUGCCAGGCAAGCCACUGAAGCGGUGCCGUCCUUCAUCAGCAAAGAUGCAGAGCCUUUCGAUAUGACGCUGAAAUGCCUUCCAAACUGGUCCGAGGAGCCGAAGGCAGUACUGCCUGAGGCGCGGGCAUCAUUCCCAGAGCUACAACACUCACCUGUGUUGAGCCAUUCUGUUAGCUUGGGAGGGUUUGAAAAAACUUUCCAUGACAAACUGGGUGAAGCCGAAGAGGACAGUCCUCCGGGCCUUGAAUACUUGCGCUCAGACACCCACGCACGGAAAAAGCGGGAGUCUGGUGGUUCACUGAGUCGGCAGUGCUGCCAUGUCGGCUGUACCAGAAGAUCGAUCGCUAAGUUCUGCUGA
Apodemus sylvaticus (European woodmouse) is the source of this 552-nucleotide messenger RNA. RefSeq names its product prorelaxin 1-like. The record is from RefSeq and is a predicted model, not a curated record. Gene Ontology annotation, cellular component: extracellular region. The transcript is spliced from 2 exons. Lineage: Eukaryota; Metazoa; Chordata; Mammalia; Rodentia; Muridae. Bases 1 to 552 code for a protein of 183 amino acids. Gene Ontology annotation, molecular function: hormone activity.